This is a messenger RNA of Hippopotamus amphibius kiboko, 7221 nucleotides long. It is a transcript of the gene SCN8A, whose product is annotated as sodium voltage-gated channel alpha subunit 8. Gene Ontology annotation, molecular function: voltage-gated sodium channel activity; protein binding. The coding region runs from base 163 to 6138 and encodes 1991 amino acids. Gene Ontology annotation, biological process: sodium ion transmembrane transport; neuronal action potential; membrane depolarization during action potential. Gene Ontology annotation, cellular component: axon; plasma membrane; voltage-gated sodium channel complex. NCBI's taxonomy places the organism in Eukaryota, Metazoa, Chordata, Mammalia, Artiodactyla, Hippopotamidae. The transcript is spliced from 27 exons. The record is from RefSeq and is a predicted model, not a curated record.
CCUCCCUCCUCGCCCCGGAUCCGGUCCGGGCGGCGCGGGGACGCCGGCCUGACAGCCAGCGAGCGGGCGGCGCGGCGCGCUGCGGACGAACGGGCGCGCCCUGCAGGGAGCUGACCUGUCCUGGACGCAGCAUAGCUAACGAAGCUGCUGCAGGAUGAGAAGAUGGCAGCGCGGCUGCUUGCACCACCAGGCCCUGAUAGUUUCAAGCCUUUCACCCCUGAGUCGCUGGCAAACAUUGAGAGGCGCAUUGCCGAGAGCAAGCUCAAGAAACCGCCGAAGGCCGACGGCAGUCAUCGGGAAGACGAUGAGGACAGCAAGCCCAAGCCAAACAGUGACCUGGAAGCAGGGAAGAGUUUGCCUUUCAUCUAUGGCGACAUCCCACAAGGCCUGGUCGCGGUUCCCCUGGAGGACUUUGACCCAUACUAUUUGACGCAGAAAACCUUUGUAGUAUUAAACAGAGGGAAAACUCUCUUCAGAUUUAGUGCCACGCCUGCCUUGUACAUUUUAAGUCCUUUUAACCUGAUAAGAAGAAUAGCUAUUAAAAUUUUGAUACAUUCAGUAUUUAGCAUGAUCAUUAUGUGCACUAUUUUGACCAACUGUGUAUUCAUGACUUUUAGUAACCCUCCUGAGUGGUCGAAGAAUGUGGAGUACACGUUCACAGGGAUUUAUACAUUUGAAUCACUAGUGAAAAUCAUUGCAAGAGGUUUCUGCAUAGAUGGCUUUACCUUUUUACGGGAUCCAUGGAACUGGUUAGAUUUCAGUGUCAUCAUGAUGGCAUAUGUGACAGAGUUUGUGGACCUGGGCAAUGUCUCAGCGCUGAGAACAUUCAGGGUUCUCCGAGCUUUGAAAACUAUCUCUGUAAUUCCAGGCCUGAAGACCAUUGUGGGCGCCCUAAUUCAGUCCGUGAAGAAGCUGUCAGAUGUGAUGAUCCUGACAGUGUUCUGCCUGAGUGUCUUUGCCUUGAUCGGACUGCAGCUCUUCAUGGGAAACCUGCGGAACAAGUGUGUGGUGUGGCCCAUAAACUUCAACGAGAGCUAUCUUGAAAAUGGCACCAAGGGCUUUGACUGGGAAGAGUACAUCAACAAUAAAACCAAUUUUUACCUAGUUCCUGGCAUGCUGGAACCUUUACUCUGUGGGAACAGUUCUGAUGCUGGGCAAUGCCCAGAGGGAUACCAGUGUAUGAAAGCAGGAAGGAACCCCAACUAUGGUUACACAAGCUUUGACACUUUCAGCUGGGCCUUCCUGGCACUGUUUCGCCUUAUGACCCAGGACUACUGGGAAAACUUGUAUCAAUUAACCUUACGAGCAGCUGGGAAAACGUACAUGAUCUUCUUCGUCUUGGUCAUCUUUGUGGGUUCUUUCUAUCUGGUGAACUUGAUCUUGGCUGUGGUGGCCAUGGCUUAUGAAGAGCAGAAUCAGGCAACACUGGAGGAAGCAGAGCAGAAAGAGGCUGAAUUCAAAGCCAUGUUGGAGCAACUUAAGAAGCAACAGGAAGAGGCACAGGCGGCGGCGAUGGCCACUUCAGCAGGAACUGUCUCAGAAGAUGCCAUAGAGGAAGAAGGUGAAGAAGGGGCAGGCUCUCCCCGGAGCUCAUCUGAAGUCUCUAAACUCAGUUCCAAGAGUGCCAAAGAGAGACGUAACAGGAGAAAGAAGAGGAAGCAGAAGGAGCUCUCUGAAGGAGAGGAGAAAGGGGAUCCUGAGAAGGUGUUCAAGUCAGAGUCAGAAGAUGGUAUGAGGAGGAAGGGCUUUCGGCUACCAGACAACAGAAUAGGGAGGAAAUUUUCCAUCAUGAAUCAGUCACUGCUCAGCAUUCCGGGCUCCCCUUUCCUCUCUCGCCACAACAGCAAAAGCAGCAUCUUCAGCUUCAGGGGGCCCGGGCGGUUCCGGGACCCAGGCUCUGAGAACGAGUUUGCGGACGACGAGCACAGCACGGUGGAGGAGAGCGAGGGCCGCCGGGACUCGCUCUUCAUCCCCAUCCGGGCCCGCGAGCGCCGCAGCAGCUACAGCGGCUACAGCGGCUACAGCCAGGGCAGCCGCUCCUCGCGCAUCUUCCCCAGCCUGCGGCGCAGCGUCAAGCGCAACAGCACGGUGGACUGCAACGGCGUCGUGUCGCUCAUCGGCGGCCCCGGCUCCCACAUCAGCGGGCGUCUCCUGCCAGAGGUGAAAAUAGAUAAGGCAGCUACUGAUGACAGUGCUACAACCGAGGUGGAAAUUAAGAAGAAAGGCCCUGGAUCUCUCUUAGUUUCCAUGGACCAACUGGCCUCCUAUGGGCGGAAGGACCGGAUCAACAGUAUAUUGAGCGUUGUUACAAAUACACUGGUAGAAGAGCUGGAAGAGUCUCAGAGAAAAUGCCCGCCGUGCUGGUAUAAAUUUGCCAACACUUUCCUCAUCUGGGAGUGUCACCCCUACUGGAUAAAGCUGAAAGAGAUUGUGAACUUGAUCGUUAUGGACCCUUUCGUGGACCUGGCCAUCACCAUCUGCAUCGUCCUGAACACGCUGUUUAUGGCCAUGGAGCACCAUCCUAUGACGCCACAGUUUGAACAUGUCUUGGCUGUAGGAAAUCUGGUUUUCACUGGAAUUUUCACAGCGGAAAUGUUCCUGAAACUCAUAGCCAUGGAUCCCUACUAUUAUUUCCAAGAAGGUUGGAACAUUUUUGAUGGAUUUAUUGUCUCCCUCAGUUUAAUGGAACUGAGUCUAGCAGACGUGGAGGGGCUUUCGGUGCUGCGAUCUUUCCGAUUGCUCCGAGUCUUCAAACUGGCCAAAUCCUGGCCCACCCUGAACAUGCUGAUCAAGAUUAUCGGAAACUCAGUGGGUGCCCUGGGCAACCUGACCCUGGUGCUGGCCAUUAUCGUCUUCAUCUUUGCCGUGGUGGGGAUGCAACUCUUCGGAAAGAGCUACAAAGAGUGUGUCUGCAAGAUCAACCAGGACUGUGAACUCCCUCGUUGGCACAUGCAUGACUUUUUUCAUUCUUUCCUCAUUGUCUUUCGAGUGUUGUGCGGGGAGUGGAUCGAGACCAUGUGGGACUGCAUGGAGGUGGCCGGCCAGGCCAUGUGCCUCAUUGUCUUCAUGAUGGUCAUGGUUAUUGGCAACUUGGUGGUGCUGAACCUGUUUCUGGCCCUGCUCCUGAGCUCCUUCAGUGCUGACAACCUGGCAGCCACAGACGAUGAUGGGGAAAUGAACAACCUGCAAAUCUCAGUAAUCCGGAUCAAGAAGGGUGUGGCGUGGACCAAACUGAAAGUGCGCGCCUUCAUGCAGGCCCACUUCAGGCAGCGCGAGGCUGAUGAGGUGAAACCUCUGGACGAGCUGUACGAAAAGAAGGCCAACUGCAUCGCCAACCACACUGGUGCUGACAUCCACCGGAACGGUGACUUGCAGAAGAACGGCAAUGGCACGACCAGCGGCAUUGGCAGCAGCGUGGAGAAGUACAUCAUUGAUGAGGACCACAUGUCCUUCAUCAACAACCCCAGCCUGACCGUGCGCGUGCCCAUUGCCGUGGGCGAGUCUGAUCUUGAGAACCUCAACACUGAGGACGUCAGCAGCGAGUCGGAUCCUGAAGGCAGCAAAGACAAACUGGAUGACACUAGCUCCUCUGAAGGAAGCACCAUCGAUAUCAAACCAGAAGUAGAAGAAGUCCCUGUGGAACAGCCUGAGGAAUACUUGGAUCCAGAUGCCUGUUUCACAGAAGGUUGUGUCCAGAGAUUCAAGUGCUGCCAGGUCAACAUUGAGGAAGGGCUGGGCAAGUCUUGGUGGAUCCUGCGGAAAACCUGCUUCCUCAUCGUGGAGCACAAUUGGUUUGAGACCUUCAUCAUCUUCAUGAUUCUGCUCAGCAGUGGCGCCCUGGCCUUCGAGGACAUCUACAUCGAGCAGAGAAAGACCAUCCGUACCAUCCUGGAGUACGCUGACAAAGUCUUCACCUAUAUCUUCAUCCUGGAGAUGUUGCUCAAGUGGACAGCCUAUGGCUUCGUCAAGUUCUUCACCAAUGCCUGGUGCUGGCUGGACUUCCUCAUCGUGGCUGUCUCUUUAGUCAGCCUUAUAGCUAAUGCCCUGGGCUACUCGGAACUAGGUGCCAUAAAGUCCCUUAGGACCCUAAGAGCUUUGAGACCCUUAAGAGCCUUAUCACGAUUUGAAGGGAUGAGGGUGGUGGUGAAUGCCUUGGUGGGCGCCAUCCCCUCCAUCAUGAAUGUGCUGCUGGUGUGUCUCAUCUUCUGGCUGAUUUUCAGCAUCAUGGGAGUUAACCUGUUUGCGGGAAAGUACCACUACUGCUUUAAUGAGAGUUCUGAGAUCCGAUUUGAAAUUGAAGAUGUCAACAAUAAAACUGAGUGUGAAAAGCUCAUGGAGGGGAACAAUACAGAAAUCAGAUGGAAGAACGUGAAGAUCAACUUUGACAACGUCGGGGCAGGAUAUCUGGCGCUUCUUCAAGUGGCAACCUUCAAAGGCUGGAUGGACAUCAUGUAUGCAGCUGUAGAUUCCCGAAAGCCUGAUGAGCAGCCUAAGUAUGAGGACAACAUCUACAUGUACAUCUACUUUGUCAUCUUCAUCAUCUUCGGCUCCUUCUUCACCCUGAACCUGUUCAUUGGUGUCAUCAUUGAUAACUUCAAUCAACAAAAGAAAAAGUUUGGAGGUCAGGACAUCUUCAUGACCGAAGAACAGAAGAAGUACUACAAUGCCAUGAAAAAGCUGGGCUCAAAGAAACCACAGAAACCCAUCCCUCGCCCCCUGAACAAGAUCCAAGGCAUCAUCUUCGACUUCGUCACGCAGCAGGCCUUUGACAUCGUCAUCAUGAUGCUCAUCUGCCUGAACAUGGUGACCAUGAUGGUGGAGACGGACACGCAGAGCAAGCAGGUGGAGAACAUCCUCUACUGGAUCAACCUGGUCUUCGUCAUUUUCUUCACCUGUGAGUGUGUGCUCAAAAUGUUCGCCCUGAGGCACUACUACUUCACCAUCGGCUGGAACAUCUUCGACUUCGUGGUGGUCAUCCUCUCCAUUGUGGGAAUGUUCCUGGCUGAUAUAAUUGAGAAAUACUUUGUUUCCCCAACCCUGUUCCGAGUCAUCCGAUUGGCCCGUAUUGGGCGCAUCUUGCGUCUGAUCAAAGGCGCCAAAGGGAUUCGUACCCUGCUCUUUGCCUUAAUGAUGUCCUUGCCUGCUCUGUUCAACAUCGGCCUUCUGCUCUUCCUGGUCAUGUUCAUCUUCUCCAUCUUUGGGAUGUCCAAUUUUGCAUAUGUGAAGCACGAGGCUGGCAUUGAUGACAUGUUCAACUUUGAGACAUUUGGCAACAGCAUGAUCUGCCUAUUUCAGAUCACAACCUCGGCCGGUUGGGAUGGCCUGCUGCUGCCCAUCCUCAACCGGCCUCCUGACUGCAGUCUGGAUAAGGAGCACCCAGGGAGUGGCUUUAAAGGAGACUGCGGGAACCCCUCAGUGGGCAUCUUCUUCUUUGUGAGCUACAUCAUCAUCUCCUUCCUGAUCGUGGUGAACAUGUACAUUGCCAUCAUCUUGGAGAACUUCAGUGUAGCCACGGAGGAAAGUGCAGACCCUCUGAGUGAGGACGACUUUGAGACCUUCUAUGAGAUCUGGGAGAAGUUCGACCCUGAUGCCACCCAGUUCAUCGAGUACUGUAAGCUGGCAGACUUUGCAGAUGCCUUGGAGCAUCCUCUCCGAGUGCCCAAGCCCAACACCAUUGAGCUCAUUGCCAUGGAUCUGCCAAUGGUCAGCGGGGAUCGCAUCCACUGCUUGGACAUCCUUUUUGCCUUCACCAAGCGGGUCCUGGGAGAUAGCGGGGAGUUGGACAUCCUUCGGCAGCAGAUGGAGGAGAGGUUCGUGGCAUCCAAUCCUUCCAAAGUGUCUUAUGAGCCAAUCACGACCACACUGCGGCGCAAGCAGGAAGAGGUGUCAGCAGUGGUCCUACAGCGCGCCUACCGGGGACACUUGGCAAGGCGGGGCUUCAUUUACAAAAAGACAACUUCCAAUAAGCUGGAGAAUGGAGGCACCCACCGGGAGAAAAAGGAGAGCACCCCGUCUACAGCCUCCCUCCCAUCCUAUGACAGUGUGACUAAACCCGAGAAGGAGAAACAGCAGCGGGCAGAGGAAGGAAGAAGGGAAAGAGCCAAAAGACAAAAAGAGGUCAGAGAAUCCAAGUGUUAGAGGAAAGCAAAAAGUAAACAUUGUACAGAUUUAAAACUUGCAAGUGAAAGAUUGUUUACAAACUUCCUGAAUAUUAUCAAUGCAGAACAGCUGUGGAGAUACUUUAACCCGAAGAUCUAUACCAAACGUAGUCUGCUUACCAUGUAACACGGUUGCAUCUUGAGCAGUGACCUGCCAAGGGCAAAGGACCCUGCUCCCUGGUCUCACGGAUUUUCUAAACGCUUGGGCAGGUGGUUACUGCAUGUUCCACAUCAGUCAAUGCAACUUAGGACAAAACUAACAGGAUACAAAAACAGAGGCGAGGCUGCCGGGACCAGCGUAUUUCCGUUGCAGCCAAAUGGAUUUUAUUUUUUCAUUUUGUUGAUUCUCAGAAGCAGAAAGCAUCACUUUAAAAGUCUGUUUGUUCAUGCAAACUCUGUUUGCAUUCUUACAUUAGUUAAGCUAAGCAGCAAAAAGAAAAAACACACACUCACAUUUAGCCCAUGUCAUUUAAUUGUCAGUUCCUUUGACAUAAGCCGCGUCUUCUCCACAUGGGCUUCACGUGGUUUGGAGAUGGGUGGGGGGGGGAAAACAAUCAGGUUUCUUCAGGCUGAGGAGGACUUGCUCAGGCCAGUUCCAAACAUUGUGCUCGUUCAAUGCGUAGAAAUGAUUUGCAUGAUGGCAUGCCGUGAUCAGAAGUCAUGCAUGAGAACCAUACACCACAGGACACUACUAAUCCUGUCCCCUGCACUGGGUCAGCCUUUGGACAGGACCCAGCCCUGCACCGUUCACUGUAUUUGGAGAAAAAAUGGUAAGCGUUACAUACCCGCCGCAAUUCUUUCUGAAUUCUUACAAGUCUUUCGUACACCUUCUGGGUAGGGAAACAUAACCAACCAAUUGACCACCACCAACAAAAAACAAACCCAGUCCGACAAGCAGAUGGAUCCGUUGUGUGUAUGUGUUUAACAGACAUCUCGAACAUACAGCCAUUGUUGCACAUUUUGAAAGAUGAACUAUGCUGCUCUGUGUCCCGUACAUGGGGAAACUUUGAUCUCGAAUGGCUUAUAUUAAUGUCACUGUAAAACCAAAUCCUAGGGCUAAAAA